This is a messenger RNA of Aureobasidium vineae, 2280 nucleotides long. Lineage: Eukaryota; Fungi; Ascomycota; Dothideomycetes; Dothideales; Saccotheciaceae. The record is from the annotation of a GenBank genome assembly.
AUGAAGGCCUUUGCGCGAGGCGCGACUCGACUUCGCAGCACAUCGCUCAGUGCAGUUCCUCCNCCACGCUCUUCCUCCGAAUACAUCGAUGGCUACGCCGCUACUGCCGCAGCAAUCCUCUAUCGCUCGCCCUUGCCGUCUGAAUCCGGUCUACCCGUCUACAUCCUCAAUGCCGCCGCCUUCCCCGAUGCCUUCGAAGUCGACUACGAUGCCCUUCUACCCUACGUACUCGCCAGACUACCCGGAGAGGAAGAACUGAUUGCAGGCGAGGAGUAUGAGAUCGUCUUCUUUGCUGGUGGACAGCCUGAGAGCGCUACGUCCGAGAAGAAGAGUGGCCCGGGUAUGGGCUGGUACCUUCAGGCUUACCACGUGCUCAGCAGGGCAGUUCGCAAGAGACUGCAGAGGCUCUAUGUUGUCCACGAACGCAGCUGGGUACGCGUACUCAUCGAGGUUUUUGGCACCAUGGUCUCGUCCAAGUUUCGCAAGAAAAUUGUCCACGUCUCGACUCUCUCGCAGUUGGCUCUGCAAAUUCCCAUCGAGAAGCUGCUCAUCCCACCCAACGUCUACCUUCACGACCGCCGCUUGUCGCCCGACAUCCACUCGCCGUAUGUUAGUGGCCGGAGAGCCUUUUGCGCCAACGACCCUAUGCCUCGCAAUCUGUACGGCCAGAGACGUCUGCCUCGUGUGCUAAGAGAAACGACAACUUUCCUGUGCCAGAGUGAGAAUAUCAAGACAGAGGGCAUCUUCCGUAUCCCUCCUCAGUCCAUCCUGGUUGGCAUCUUGAAAGAGGCUUACGAUCGUGGUCAACAAUUCAUUGUCUGGAAGGAGGGCGGAAUCACCUACACUCAGCCUGAUGUGGACCAUCAGACUCUCAGACACAUUCAUCAGUCGGAUGCGUAUGGCGUACAUCUGGCAGCUGGUCUUAUCAAACUCUGGUAUCGAGAGUUGAAGACGCCCAUAUUCCAUGAGACUUGCUACGAUGAACUGAGAUAUAAGUUCGGAAGUCCCGAUGCCGAUAUUGAGCUGGAAGACCUGAUCGAGAUGCUAUCACCAACCUCGAAUACCUCGUUCCUCUCACAGACAGCGCGACUGAUACUGAUACUCCACCUUCUUCCCCUGCUCUCUCUCGUCACAGGCUACCAGGCAACCAACAAAAUGACACCAGACAACUUGGCCAUAUGCUUCUCGCCGGCUCUUGUCUGCGGUUCGGAUCAACUAGCUGACGCCAAAAUGACCUCUGUCGUUCGUCGAGUACUUGAGGCUGGAGUCGAGUAUUGGUCGCAUGGCCUGCGAGACGCUUGUCAGACUGCCCCAGACUCGUUUGUCGCCGCCCUUAGGCCACCGCCGGCUGCCCAGGACUACGAAGAUCCUUUGCAGGAACACUACAGGGAUACAACAUCACAUGACUCUGGAGAGCGAUCACAUAAAAUCCUUCUCCAGGACGAUGAGUCUGAGAAACCGACUCUCACCCCUCGCCCAUUCUCGAAAACAAGGCAGCCUGAGGAGUCCAAGUCGACGUUUCCUGCAAGAACUGAUAGUCUGGCUUCUCCCAUCAAACGCAAGCCUGCACCAAUAGGUGUCGCUCCUCCGCCUUAUGCAAAUUUCCCUAGCCGCUCCGUCUCGCAGUCACAUGCAAGCCAGUCAAGUCCAUUGGGAGGCUUCACGGACGUCAGGAAUGCUUUGCCAUACACAGAAUCCCAUCCCAAUGCUCCNCCCAAGCCAGCCCCUCCAGUGCAGAACGAUCUCAUGAAAGAGUUGAGGAACUCACUAGCAACCGACGUGGUAAAGAGAAAGCCAGUAUCAUCAACAGCAUCGCCAGGCUCUCCAACAAGCAAUGACCCACCAUCUGCCCAACCUCAACGCUCAGUAUCCGCGCGUGUCCCCUCACCACCAAAGCCAGAGAACAACAUGUUCGUCAAACCCACCUGGGCAGCAUCCUCACGCACGACUUCGCGCGCACCCUCUCUCUCCAACCCAUCUCCCGCUACCGCCUUUGCCGCACCCACAUUUGCCAGAACCCCAUCACCAGGCCUGCUCAAACGCAUGGCCUCCAUUGAAUCUACGCACAAUACUACAAUCGCGGCCCAGCAACCGGAUCCUAAUAGGAUUGCACCUGUUGUUGAGAAGAUUGGUUUGCGCAAGAGCUCGGUGGACGAUCUUAAGAGGAUCUAUGAGGAGAGGGUUGGGCUUGCCAGGGCGGCUAGCGUGAGUAGUGUUAGUAGCAGCCGGAGGACGUCGAACGCUAGCCUGAGUAGAAGACCGUCGAAUGCUGCUGUGUAG